AUGCACCCGAUAGGAGGCAACAAUGGAGCGGACCUUACACAGCUGCAGCGGGAAUACCGCAACAUGGAGCUCAACCGCAAGGUGUAUGCGGACGAGAGUCACCAAGUGAUGCGCAGACAGCAAACGGUGAUCGAGAAACUCCGCAAGGACAAUGAAGAGAUGAAAGCCGAGUUGACGCUAGCUGAGCGUCACAUCAAUGAAGGCGCCGUAGCUCAGCAACAGGAGCAUAUUGCCCGUUUGCAGGACCAGAUCGACAACUACAACCGCAAAAAUGUGGCAGAGGCAAAAAGGUUGGAAACUCUGACGCAACAGAUCCAAGUCAUGAGACACAAAGUAUUGCACCAAAAGAAACACAUGGGUGGCGUCAAUGCGGCAAAGGAAAACCAGCAAAUGAUAAGCAAGCAAAUUCGCAUCCUCGAAAACCGACUGGACAAGUCACUAGUAAAAUUCAACGAAGCACUUGCACAGAAUAAAGUUCUGCGUGAAGAAAUUGACAAUUUGAGGCGGGAACGAGUUGUAUUUGACACAAUUUACCGCAAACUUGAACGUGAACAUGGAGACAAGAAACGACAAAUGGCGCAAACUAUCGAACUCAGUAACCAAGCUUACGAACAGCGCGACGCCGCACAACUCGAGCUUCGAAGUCUUCAAGAGGAAAACCGUGCUGAGCUCGACGCGCAUCGUCGAGCCUUGACCGAGCUGAUGGAAAGACUUGAGGAGAGUAAAAUACUCGCAGACACAACAAACUAUCGACGCGGGGCGUCCUCGGCUGGAGGCGCUCCUGGCGCAUCCUCCGAUUACGCUGGCAACAUGUCAAGGGAGGAAGAGAAUGAGAUGAAGCGUAAAGUGCAAAAAGGGACGUGGGGUGUGGCAAAGGAAAAGGUGCAUGUUCAGGUUUCCAUCGAACGUGUGCAAAAUUUCGAAGAGGCGUUUAUGAAGAUCAAAGCGGCAACACGAAUCGACGAUCUGGAGCAACUCGUUACGUCGUUUAUCAAAAAGGAAGACCAGAAUUUUUCACUUUUUAACUAUGUCAACGAACAAAGCAACGAGAUUGAGAAACUCGAGGAAUGGAUCGCAGCGCUACGUGAUGAAGAACGUCGUUACGGCGACGGAGCCAAUGGAGUUGCAGAUGAAAAUGGUGUUGGCCAACACAAGCAAUUGCUACGUGACUUGGAAACUCGACUUGCACUCACGGAACAAGCAGCUGAAAAGUGUGAGACUCGUUGUGCAGAAGCUCAGAAGACAGUGAACACUGUCAAACGUGCAAUCCAGAACUUGUUCACUAAAACUGGAUGCAACGCACAAGCCAUGGUGGAGAUGUUGGGCGAUUCGGUAGUCACGGAAGCGAACAUGAUGGCUUACUUGGGUGUCAUUGAGCAGAAAACCAAUGAGAUUUUGCACCAGUACGCAGCAGUUGUCACUAGGCAACAGGCAGAUGCCCAGAAGAGCAAACCUACCAGUGAUGCCUAUGAUCGCGAAUCACAGUUUGCAGCGGCAGUUGGAGCUGCAGGCGGCACGAACGGGGCUGUGGCGACUUUGCAUUCGAUCCUUGGGGUCGGUCCGAUUGCACCAAUGGGUCAGGAACCGCUACAGAUCAACCCGCCAAACCUCGACGAUUAUUCCUCCGAGGGUGAAGAUAGCGGAGAUAAUGACGACGCGAUGCAUCCUCUCACACGAGACGAACUCAAAGUGCGUACACUCAAGGGCAUGCGGCGUCUUAACCAUGCAAAUGUUCCGCAACCAGGAAUUGGCAACAAUGCCAAUUUCAAUGCCAAACGUGCCGCAAAUGCAACUUUUGCAACAUCCACAAAGCUCCGGAAAUAA
Phytophthora infestans T30-4 is the source of this 1824-nucleotide messenger RNA. Its product is annotated as Outer Dynein Arm Docking Complex. NCBI's taxonomy places the organism in Eukaryota, Oomycota, Peronosporomycetes, Peronosporales, Peronosporaceae. The transcript has a single exon. Bases 1 to 1824 code for a protein of 607 amino acids. The record is from RefSeq and is a predicted model, not a curated record.